AUGGUGCAUCCUAAGAAGAUUGAGGCAGUUAAAGAUUGGGUCAGACCAACUACAAUUACUGAGAUUCGGAGUUUCUUAGGCCUUGUUGGUUAUUAUAGACGGUUUGUAGAGGGUUUAUCAUCUAUUGCAUCACCAUUAACUAGAUUGACACAGAAGGAAGUGACUUUUCAGUGGUCUGACGAGUGUGAGGUUAGUUUCCAAAAGCUCAAGACUUUAUUGACUACUGCUCUGAUUGUGACGCUACCCGUGGAGGGAGAGGGUUUUGUUGUAUAUUGUCAUGCUUCUUGGAUUGGUGUUCGCGGAUCAUCGUCGCCUCCAAUAUAUAUUCAAUCAGAGGGAUCUGAAUUUGAUCCAUUGGAGAUGGUUGGAGUAUUUCAAGGACUACGACAUGACUAUUCUUUAUCAUCCAGGCAAGGCAAAUGUUGUAACAGAUGCCUUGAGUCAAAAGGCGAACCUCGUAAGGUGUUGGCUUUUAUGGGGGCUAAGUCAUCCUUGUUGGAACAAAUUCGGGCUCAACAGUUUGAUGAUGGUGAUUUAUGUAAGAAUAGAUACAAGGUGUUAAAAGGAGAAUCCAAGGCUGCAAUUCUUGAUAGUCAGGGAUUUUUGAGGAUUAUAGGUCGUAUCUGUGUUCCUCGGACAGUUGAUUUGACUAGAUUGAUCAUGGAGGAGGCCCAUAGUUCGAGGUACUCUAUUCAUCCAGGGGCUACUAAGAUGUAUCAUGACUUGAAGCAACAUUAUUGGUAG
Molecule: messenger RNA, 744 nt
Organism: Solanum pennellii
Lineage: Eukaryota; Viridiplantae; Streptophyta; Magnoliopsida; Solanales; Solanaceae
Exons: 3
Coding region: 1-744 (247 amino acids)
Source: RefSeq, a predicted model, not a curated record